This is a messenger RNA of Calidris pugnax (ruff), 8676 nucleotides long. It is a transcript of the gene ST6GALNAC3, whose product is annotated as ST6 (alpha-N-acetyl-neuraminyl-2,3-beta-galactosyl-1,3)-N-acetylgalactosaminide alpha-2,6-sialyltransferase 3. The transcript is spliced from 6 exons. NCBI's taxonomy places the organism in Eukaryota, Metazoa, Chordata, Aves, Charadriiformes, Scolopacidae. Gene Ontology annotation, biological process: ganglioside biosynthetic process; oligosaccharide metabolic process. Gene Ontology annotation, molecular function: alpha-N-acetylgalactosaminide alpha-2,6-sialyltransferase activity. The coding region runs from base 209 to 1207 and encodes 332 amino acids. The record is from RefSeq and is a predicted model, not a curated record.
CAGUGGCAGGAGCUGAUGGGUGGAACAAACGGGGCAUAAAAAGACUAAUAUGACUAACGGAUCCUGGAUGCGUGGUACCCUUAUUUGGAUCUACAGGAAUGUAGGCUCUAGCAGUUCUGCAGCUCUACCAGCCUUUUGCCUGACACUGGAACUGCUGCUCACAAAGUAGAAUCCUGCUGCUCUGUGGUAGGAAGGAUAGAGAAAGAACAUGGCCUGCAUUUUGAAGGGUGCUGCGUUCAUGUUAUACGUGCAAAAUGUUAUCUCCCAAGCCACGGAUCCCUGUUGCUCCCUUCUUCAAUAUGAUGCAAGAAAGUCCAUUGUUGCUGUGAGUUUCAUUGCAGCAUUCCUCUGUCUGAUCAUCGUUCGUCUCACAAAUGAAGUAACUUUCCCUUUGAUCCUAAACUGCUUCGGACAAACCAGUGUCAAAUGGAUACCAUUUUCUAAUGGCCAAAGGCAGCCUCUGAGAACUCAUUAUGGAUAUAUAAAUGUGAAAACACAAGAGCCUCUACAACUUGACUGUGACCUCUGUGCCAUUGUUUCAAACUCGGGACAGAUGGCUGGCCAGAAGGUGGGAGCUGAGAUAGACAAAUCCUCUUGCAUAUGGAGGAUGAACAAUGCUCCCACAAAGGGCUACGAGGAGGAUGUUGGGAAGAGGACAACCGUAAGAGUGGUCUCUCACACAAGCGUGCCUCUCCUACUCAAGAAUCCCGAGUACUUUUUCAAAGAAACCAACAACACUGUUUACGUGAUCUGGGGACCUUUUCGAAACAUGAGGAAGGAUGGGAAUGGCAUUGUGUACAACAUGCUGAAGAAAACUGUUGACAGCUACCCAACUGCCAAAAUCUACGUGACAACAGAAAAGCGCAUGAGUUACUGUGAUGUAAUAUUUAAGAAGGAGACGGGAAAAGACCGAGUCCAGUCAGGUUCAUAUCUGAGUACGGGUUGGUUUACCUUAAUUUUGGCUAUGGAUGCCUGCUAUGGAAUUCACGUCUAUGGGAUGAUAAAUGACACCUACUGCAAGUCAGAAGGCUUUCAUAAGGUCCCCUACCACUAUUAUGAGCCAGGAAGAGAUGAGUGCGAGGAAUACUUUCUGCAUGAAAAUGCUCCAUAUGGAGGCCAUAGGUUUAUCACAGAAAAGAAAGUAUUUGCUAAAUGGGCAAAGAAGCACACAAUAAUAUUUACACACCCCAACUGGACAGUGUCUUGAUACUGGUUUUCUUAAAUCUCCCUUAACAGCAUAUUACAAAAAUGUCUCAGUUUACAGUAAUUUUGCUUACAUCCGGCUGGCCUUUCUCAGCCUAGGUAACACUAAACUAAAAACUAAAAGACAAAGAGGGUGAUGGUUCAGCUGUUAAGCAAAAUUAAUUAAUCUCUGGAAGGCAGACACGUUGUUUGUUAUUUCUUAGGGUUUUACUCCACACAAUGCACUUUAUACUUAAACUGGAUUUUACUUCAAGGCAGUAGCAGUUAAAGGCAGAUGAGAUUUCCUGUAUCAUGAGAGAACACAUGAGAACAUGGUGGUCCUUUAAAACUUGUCCAUGACCUUAGUUAAUUAAAAUUAGUAUUUGCAGCUCAUUUGCAGUACUGCAGCACUAGUUCCAUUCGUGGUAUUAGUGGUAAUAGAAAUGGUAGUGGUAUUAGAAAUUUUCCACAAAAGAAAUAUGAGGAAAAAUACAGACCUCCAAGGUCUAUGAGUGAGUAAAUUUCAAGAAAUUCCUGAAUACAUUGCAUAUUUAAGCACUUGCAUAUAUGGUAAAAUUAGAGAUGAGCUGCACAUCGUUCUUGAACUGCACACAGCUCUCACAUGAGAAUAUACUAUUUACUCAAGGCUCCUGAUUAAUUCAUAACUUCUGAAAUGCAGCUUCUUACCACCCUGGUCAGGCUGCACCAUCUUCUAUGGUGUGUUUUGUAAUUUUUGAGGCUGUUGUCCCACAGUUUAGCUCCAGCAGCAUGGCACAUAGCAAACGCAGUAUUUUGCAGCCUGUGAUGAACCUUUGGCUGUAGUACCAAGUCUGCUGUCAGUACGCAAGCUGGUGAGUGUAAAGCUGUCUCAUGAACAUCUCCAUUUGCUCCAGUUGUGCCUUCAAGUUGCUCCAACAUCCAAAUACCAGUAUUUUGACAGUAUUUCCCAUGCAGCCAUCAUAAUUCAUUUUAAAUCUCCAGUUUCUCUAUCUUUGAAAAUGGGAAUAGUAUCUGUCUACCUCACGAGGGAGUUGUGAGGAUUAAUUUAAGUCCAUAAAACACUUUCCUGAUGAAGAAUGCUACAGAGCAUUUAUUCUUAACACAAAAACAAUGGUACCUGUCAUUUUUCUUGUCUGUUGGGUAUUCAAAGAAAGUGACAGCAUGUCUGGAUCUGAUGGAGAAUUGUUCUGUUCAUCCAGUUUCCUACUGAGGAUAAUUUGUAAUAGUGCGUUCUCUCAGCUUGCAUUGCUUCAGAUGGAGUUGAAAGAACUCACCACCUUGCAGUAUUAUCUGCACAUCAAGAGGCAGUUCAGGAAUUUUAAAAUAUACUCAUCUCUAGUUGAAAUAUGUAUUUCCAGGCUUAUUCUCAUGGAAAGUUUUCAACCGCACCAGACUCAUUUGUAAUAUGACCAUAAUUCAACUACACAUGUGAGUUUUAUUUAAACUAUAUUUAAAUUAAUGCUUUAAGUUUAGAAUAUGUCCUAUGAAUCUUUUAACAUCUGGAAUGUCACAUUUAACACUGUAAUAGCCAAUACUGUGAACACUUGAAAGAAUUAUGUGUGGAACAUGACACACAGGGUUUACUCACACUACUUAAACAUUAACCAACAGGAAACUUUGUAUGCUUUUGUAAAUCAUGAAAAGGGGAAAGUAAACAGCUAUUUUUACAUGUAAGUAUUUGUAUACUGACUCUUUCCUAUUGUAUAUUUGUAUAUAUAAAUCUAUAUUUUAUAUGUUCAUGGCAUAUAUAUUCUCUCAUCAGCAGCUGCAACUCUUAGGAUGGGGAGGAAAUCUCUUAACCAGUGUUCCUCCUCCUGAUCAUUGGUUUCUUUUUCCUGUUGGUAGGUGAUGCCAGGGUAUCAUCUCUCUUACCCCUUCUAUUUUCUACAAUAAAUGCAGCUUUCUGAUUUAAUUUUUAAUAUAGCUCAGCUUUCACUGCUUACUUUAGUGCUGUAAAUGUUCAUGCUGGUUGUCAGACAAAGGCUGGGGCCAUGCUUAUGAUCCUGGAUAAACAUCUAUAUUCAAAUACAUGCGUGACUUGAUGUCUCGCCUUCCUGUUUGGAAAAGGAGAACGAUAAUAUUUCCCUACUCCUUGUCUUGACUGACUUUCUUAUAAGCUCUUGAGACAGAUAGUCUCAUUUGCAAUGUAUUUGUAUAAUGCCUUGCAGAAGAGGUGCCCAAAGUGUCUGAAGGCUACAGGCAAUGCUAUAAUAUAAAAAUAAUUUAAAGUGGCUGCUUCUUGUCCCUGGAGUUUAAAAUCAAUUGUAGGCUAAUAUAGCAUGGGAUGAAAUCAAGAAGGGGAAGGGUCAUGGAUGGAUGAAGAGUUGUAGUAGCAAAAGACAGUGAGCUAGAUUUAUUGCCAUAUGCAUAUGCAACUUUUCAGUUCAGAUGGAUGGCUGGAUAGAUGGAAAGCUAAUUACAAUUUUGUAAUGUGGGAUUUGAAGAAUGCAGGACACACAGAACUAGGGAGAAUGCUCCACACGUAUUGUGCAGGGCAGCCUGGGAAAACCUACAGCUCCCUUCUGGGAUGAGGAGCUGAAAAGGACAACAUGAGGCAAAUGGAACUUGUAUUUAGAAGGUCUUUCUGUUAAUAAAAAGUAACUAUGGAAGUGCUGCACAUGAAGGUGGGGUUGGGCUGGACAGACUUACAUGAGGUGUGUCCUCACGAAACACAGUCUUUCUCUCCAACGAGACCAUAAGGAUUCUGCCCGAGUUGUGUUCACAUCCAAGGCAGUUUUUUAGCCUGAGAAAGUUUUUAAGAUAAUUAAGAACUGCCAAAUUGCCAUAAAUCUGUUGUAGAAUAUGUGCUUCAUAGUAAAGCUGUAUGAAACAAUAUCUCAUGCAAAGCCUAAGAAAAACACAGCUCUAGGAACAGCUAAAUGUACAGCAAAAUUGAGAACAUCAUUAGUGUGCAGUUGUCACAGAGCAAAGCAAAAGUGCUGCUCUCUGCUUGGAUUUGCAGUAAGAGCAGAUCCACUUUUAGAAACAUUGCAACAGGCUUCAUUCACACUAGAGUAAAUGAACAUCAGCUCCCUUAUUUAAAUGAGCCUGUCUUGAGCAUAAACUAAACACCUCUUUGCAUGAUUUUUAUUAUAUGAGUAAGAAACUGUGACCGCUGUAUAAAAGAUGAUUCUACAAAGAAAUGAAUUCAUCAAAAACUUUUAAAAAUCAGCACUGUGGUACUGAAGAAAAAAUCUCAGUACUUGGCUGUGUAGUAAGAGACCUUGAUGAUUCACCUUCUGAGAGCAGUUAAGACAUCAGCUGAGAAUCAUUUAUUACUUCUUUAAAAUAAAGCCUACUACAGUUUACCUGAAUGUAAUCAGAUCCUAAUUGCUUAUUCAUUCAAGCAGUCCUAUUUUAAUCAACUACUCGUGUAUAAAACAAGCAGGGAGUUUACCUGAGGUUUUCAAAAUAGUUCUUCACAUAGAGGAGUACUCACAAAUAAUUUGGCAAUUUUUUUGCCAUCAGUCAGCUAAGUAAUCACCAAAUGUUUUCUUUUAUAAUUUUGUCACUUUUCUGAAAUGCACUUUUUGAAGGGGGAAAAAAAAAGACAUUUAAUGUUUGGCUUGCUGUAGACUUGGUUUCAAUGAAUGUAUAAAUUUUAAUAUGUUUUAUGUUGUAUUACCUUUUGAUGUAAUUUUUUUUCAAAGGAGCAGAAAUUUUCAUAGGAAAAAAAAAAGGGUCUUUUUGACUGGCAAAUUGCUAAUUAAGAGGUAAUUAACUGAAUAACAUAAAAAACCUGGGUUUUGUUUUUCCAAACAAAGACAGCAGACAUGAUCCAAACUUCUCAUCUCCACUAGAUGUUCGGAUCACAUCCCUCUGCUAAUUACUAAGGCCUCUUCACAGAAAGAAAAAAAGUGGUCUAUGUAUCCAGCCAAAUUCCCUUUCCAUCUGGGCUGGGAGGCUCCAUCUGCAGACUGCUUCUAUCAGUUACAUCAGUAAGUGGGAAGGACUACGGAAGAGUUCUACUUAGGAGCAGAUGGUGUUCCAACUUCUAUAAAACACCCCUAAAGUGCUUUAGGAGAGGAGUACCCAUUGAUGUCUCCUGGAAAUACUUUUCCAAAAUACUCUGUUUCUUCAAAUGCCUUUAGCUCCUGUGUAGAACUAUUGUCCUACUCUCUCCAGUAGGAAUUGCCAGCAAUGGGAAAACAUGCCCUUUACGGGAAAAAGUAGGGGCAAAUUCUGUGUUGUUAAAGAUUUCUAUAUAAGCAACACCAAGGAUAAAGAAGUCAGCCUGACACAGCUUAACUGAAGACUCACUGAUUUAGGAAUCUCUGAGGACUCAGUUCAAAACUGAUGGAAAUCACUUUGGCAGGUUCUUGAAUACAGCAGCCAUCCCAGUAAAGCCUUUGCGCUCCUGUGUACUAAGGUAAGCAGUGUUUUGUCUGAGAGGUCCCAUGUGCACAUAAUGCAUUACAUACCUAAUACAGAGGAGCCCAUCCAACACUUGGAGGUUGCUCUUUAGUCACCUGCUUGUGGGCUGGCCAAAAGUAGGACCCCCCCCACACAAAGAUAGCUGACAGAAGAGCACAGGUGCUCAACCAGUGGAUGUGACCAGGUAUGUAAGAAUUAAUUUCACUCAUGAAUUAUAACUGUAUGGUGCCCUUAGUAAGUAGAAAAUCAGAAGGACUUUAUAUACUGAUGCUUAUAUUUUGCUGACUUUUUUUUUCUGCAUAUAUCUCAGAAAUAGCGUAUGUCUUUAGUUGUGCUUGAGCAAGUCUGCGGUUUGUUUGUGAUGAACCUUUGGGUACCCACAACAGUGAAACUUUGUUAUUGCCAAAGGAUCACACAGGAGCUGUCUGUGGGCACUGUGAUGUACUGUGUACAAGAGGGAGUUGUGGAUUUACUAAAAAAGGCCUAGUCUUCCUGGGUAGUUCUUUUGAGGAGAAGGUGUUUCAUUUUCAGCAGAUGUGUCUCAUUCUGUUCCUUUUUUCCUGAGAGGAAUGUGAAUGCAGAGGAAUGUGACUUAACCAUGGGGUACUGAAGAACGGUGUGGUAAAUAGCCAACAAACAGAUUCAUAUAUGUUUCUCUGGCUAUUGCUGUGAUGUAUAGCUAUCGACACAAACAAAAUCAAGAUUUUUGUAAACCCUGUAUUGCAUAAUCUACAGAAGUCUCACAUGACUGUUAUGGACUGAAGUCUUCUAGGCAAACCCUUCAGAAGGGGCUGAAGGAGAAAGACAGGGUGUCUCCCCAUUGACAGAGAGGGAGUCUGACUGUGGCAGAAGGCAUAGUAAUCUGCAUGGCAUCCCUGGGUCUGCUUCCCAGCUUUCGUAGGCUUCCUACUCAGCCGAAUCUCUGGGCCCUUUUCAGCCCCAUUGGAUGAAGUAUGUUCUCCAGCUGAGUUAGGCAGCCUGUGGGGUGCACAAAGUCUGCCCCGUCCUCCCCUUCUGUGGGGCCAGGGGAGUGGUGAUGGUAACUUGAGGGCGCGGAGGGACAGAUGUCAGAGCAGGAACGCUCCCUGGAGUCAGCAGCCCGGGAUCUUGCCCGGGGCACAGUCUCACCUCAGGUGCUGAACUCAGUUUCUUUGAAUGCGAUGAGAAAGAUAUCACUGGGUUUUGUUAUUGUUUGUAAGAUCAACUCACAAGAAGUCACCAUUUUGUGAGGGUCUUAAACAGCUGAUUUUGUGUCUUUUUUGCAUUGCUUGCUGUUAUUUCUUGGAAUUCCUCAACAUAUGCAACUGUCAGCGUCUGCCACUGCUCUUCUGAUUUACUGGCCAUAAAGAGACUGUAAACUUGAACUAAUGCAUGUUCUUACCAUGUAUUAUGCAUGAUAGCAUGUUACACAUUUUAUUCUCACACUAUAAUAAAUAAUAUAAGUUGUGUGCAAAGUUAGUUUAAGCAGAGAAAGUAGUGCUUUUCCUUUCUCUCAUAUCAUGUGUUCCUCAGAGCACUUUGCUGGAGCUCUGUAAGUGCUGUUAGCAGCUGGCAGCAAGGAAAUUGUUGAAACAGUCAAGAAAUAUUUGCUAAAUUUGACAUUUUUCACUGGAAUAUCAGAAAUAGUUAAACUUGCUUUUGUGAACCUACUCUAGUGCUCACAGUCAUAAUUCUGUGUUUUAAGGAAAUCUCACAUUUCAGUGUAACAUCAGGAAUGACUUUAUCAACACAGUGUCAAGAGGUUGGCGGGGCAAAUUUUUGACAUUUUUGACAUUUGUGGGAGUAUCUUUUUAAUGGAAAUUGCACAUAUAGAAGAUUGGCUAAGAUGCCUGUAGUUUUUUCACAUUAUUGCUGCUGAAAAUAGUAUUUCUGAGGAUGGCUGGGGAAAAAAAAAAUGUCUGCUCGUUGCUCUUUUGGCUGCUCAUCUGUCCCCUCCUCAUACAGACAGACACACACACAUCUGCAAACACAGAGAGUAUAUAGGGAAAGUCUGUUUUUUUCCAGACAGUGGCAAGUAGGAACAAAUAAGACUAAUCUCUUAUAUGGUGCAUAUAGGUUAUAGUGCAUGUUGAUUCAUAUUUAUUCUGUAUAUUUCCAAAGCCUAUGUCUACAUAAGCGAGGAAUUAGCUCAGAUCUGUAGCCUUGAAACUGGUGGUGCUGAGGACCUGAUCUCCACACCAUACACAGUCUCUAGUUUGCUCCCAUGGGCUGAAUGGCACUAGUGACUGGAGCACAUCUUUUAGUUUCAUCCAAAAGGAAUCUAGUUCACAUCCUCAGGACUGCUCCAUCAUGCAAACUAAAGCUUUUUAAGUGAGGCCACUACACUGGACUGCCCCACAGGGAAGUAAAAUUCCUGUUAGCCCAUCUUUUGGCUAAAUAGAAGCCCUUUAUUGUUUCUUUUUCUCCCCCCAGGCUUUGCAUGGGUUUGUGGGGUUUUUUGCAUAGGUAUUUUUCUUUCAAAUCUGAGAUCUGAUUCCUCCUGUCAGAUCACAAGAAUCAAGGGCCCCUGACUUCUCCUAAGAUUACCUCCAAAUGUGCUCCAUAAGCCAGGAAUGUGACAUAGGACAGAGUAAGCCGGUAUGGGUACAGCAUGGGAAGUGCUGAGUCUGAUGAAGAGUUAACUGUGAUUCCACUUGUGGAUGUGAUUUUUAUCAUGAACAUGCUGGAUGCUUGCUAAUGCAUACAUUGUUUUUAUAUACUGCAUCACACAUAAAAAUUCCCUUCAUCAUUUUCCCAGGGUAUUUUUGUUCUUGUGGCCUUCCAGUUGUAUCUGUAUAUGUGUGCAUAUGUGCAUAUAUACAGUGUACAAGCAUUCUGAGCUUGUACUGCUCAGACAGUGGCUGCUAUAUGCUGCUAACAUAAACUUACUUAGUUCAUAUUAUGCUAUUUAUUUCAUGUAUUCUUUGGUUGCCUUGUAAUGCUGACAAGUGUAUUCAUAGUAGAUAUCACUGUAGACUUAGAAAACUUUCAUACUAUUUAUACUUAUUUUAGAUGUUCUGCUGUGUUUUCUUGCUAUAUGCUACUUAGUUUUUGCUCCCAUUUAGAGAAUGUGCUUCUGUGUACUUGCAAAAUUGUGCCUGGGUUAUUUUAAAAACUGAAUAAAUGUAUACAAUUUUCCAA